Molecule: messenger RNA, 675 nt
Organism: Helianthus annuus (common sunflower)
Lineage: Eukaryota; Viridiplantae; Streptophyta; Magnoliopsida; Asterales; Asteraceae
Exons: 5
Coding region: 1-675 (224 amino acids)
Source: RefSeq, a predicted model, not a curated record
AUGGCGGAUGUGGCCCCCUGGGGACAUGGGGGUGACGUCGCUGGUGAUCCACCGCUUCCUCCUGGUGGGAUUCGUGGAACACACGAGACAGACGCGGUUCCCCCAAAGAAGGUUAGGGGGAAAGCUAAAAACGAGAAACUACGACGUCUAGUCACGUUUACCCCUGUUGGUAAAUCAAGAGACAUGUUUUCAAGGGAGGCCGGCCUGUAUAUGUGGCGGACCGUCCCGUUUGAUAAAAUUGGAUGGGAUAAUGUUGAACAACAUUACAAGGAUGCCGUCAUGAACCACUUACGGGAAAAUUUCAAUCUUGAUGAAGUGGAACGUGAUUAUGAGGCGAAAAACUUGAAGGGUGGUAUGAGGACUGUGCUUAUGAAGCGGUACUCUGACCGCAAGUAUGAAGCUAGACAAUUAUUUGAUAGCCAGGGAGGUUACGAUGAUCUUGAGAGGGCAAGGGCAUACCAUCCCGUGGAUAUGCCCUAUGAAAACUGGUUGAGAACCAUCGAAGGUUUCCGGCAAGAAAAAUAUAUUAAAAAAAGCAAGGCCUGUAAGCAAGUACGCGAGAAACAACAAUUCCCAUACCGUUGGGGGACAUCUUCGUAUGGUAGCACCGCCUAUAAAAAUAAUUUGGAUUGGGUACCUACGUAUGCUAAAACCCACACGGACAAUCAAUGUUGA